Messenger RNA from Westerdykella ornata, 1504 nucleotides. Its product is annotated as MOSC-domain-containing protein. The transcript is spliced from 3 exons. The coding region runs from base 325 to 1389 and encodes 354 amino acids. Lineage: Eukaryota; Fungi; Ascomycota; Dothideomycetes; Pleosporales; Sporormiaceae. Gene Ontology annotation, molecular function: catalytic activity; pyridoxal phosphate binding; molybdenum ion binding. The record is from RefSeq and is a predicted model, not a curated record.
CGCUUUUUCUACCGCUAUGACCCUACCUAGGCAUUUCACCUCGGUCUGAAUAAUGGAGAGAAUCUACGUCUGACCAUGACGAUUGCUUCCUCCAGGGCUCCGGCAAUUGGUCCGGCUUAACUGCAAGAGGCAAGGCUUGUUUGAAACUCCGCACUGGCAGUCAGCAACUGCAGGGCGAUCCCACCAAACAAUCCUGAAGCUUGACGCCGCCAUCCAACAAGCUGUUGCUGGGGAGGAUCAGACAACGCAUCGUGUUCCUGCAAAGAGGGAGUCCUCCAAUUUCGCGGUGUGGGGACACGGUACCAUUGUUUCACUGACUGCAACAUGGAGUAUUCCAACGGCGCAGUCAUCCUCACCGCGUUCCUCCUUCCCAUCAUCACCUAUCUGCUGUACACGCGUACGCGGGACGUACGCCCAAGGGCAGCUAGUAAGCUGCAGCUACCUCCUCCCACCGAGGUCACAAAUCUUAUGGUGUAUCCCAUCAAAUCGUGUCAUGGCAUCUCUGUCCCGUCAGCAAAGCUUCUACCAACCGGGUUGGAUCUGGACCGUCAAUGGAUGUGGGUAACAUAUCCGGAUUACAGAUUCCUCACCAUCCGCAACUUGGCCAAGAUGACUUUGAUCCGCCCUGUCUAUGACGCCGAGACGGAUACCCUCAAGGUCACAGCCCCAGCACCUAAUAGCGACGAUGAGAAGCUUCAGUUUGAGAUUCCCGCGCACCCUACUCGGGAAUGGCUAUCCAAGAAUACGGAAGUCGUGAAUGCCACCGUGUGGAGUAGCACAACGCCCGCCUACUGCUUCUCUCCUGACUUGACAGGAUCCUUCAACGCCUUCUUCGGGAAAGAGGUAAGGCUGGUGUAUAAACCGCCCUUCUCCGACUCUCCGCGGGCACUGGGGUCGAAUGGCGCCAAGGCAGUACUAGGAAGAGAGGCAUCGACUUGUUUCCCAGAUAUGAUGCCCAUCCUCGUCGCCAGCGAGAAGUCGAUGGAAGAGCUGAAUUCUUGCCUUCAAGCUGCUGAGGGCCUCUCCAUUCCUAUUACCCGGUUCCGGCCAAACAUCAUUGUUCGAGGAACAAAAGCUUGGGAUGAAGACACCUGGAAGACGCUGCGUAUCAAGCCGCAAUCAUCGGAUUCUGGAGACUUGGUGCUGGAUGUUACGCAGCGGUGUGCACGAUGCCAGGUUCCCAAUGUGGAUUCUGAGACGGCGGAGAAGCAUAAGACGCAGCCUUGGGAUACGCUGAUGAAGUAUAGGAGAGUGGACGAGGGGAUCAAGUAUAAGCCUUGCUUUGGGAUGUUGUGUGUGCCUAGGGGAACGGGAGGGAAGAUGGAGGUGGGGAUGAGGCUGGAGGUGAUGGAGGUGACGGAUAAGCAUCGAUAUAUCCCUGGGUUUUGAGAGCGCAAGAAAAGUAGAAGCAGAGAGGAGGACGUAACUACCAACCUAUACACAUUCAGUAUACGGAGUCUCGUUCGCUCUAUCGAAUAGAUAACGCUGAAGGGAGAUACUGCUG